GGAACUUUUUUAGUAGGAGUUUAGUUUUUAGUUUUUGGUGUAAGAUAGUCGUGUUAAGUCCAGGUAAAAAAGAGUGUGCGAUCGAGAAAGUUGAGGGGGGUGCAAGAGCAAGUACGGACAGAGAACGAAGGAAGAAAACUGACAAAUAAGGUUUCAGGAGGGAAGAAUAUUCUUGAUUUGUGAAGAACAGCCAUGGAAACUUCAUAUGAGGAUAGUGAAGAUGAACGUCAGGAGAAACGAGGUUGUUUUGAAUGCUGCAUUAAAUGUCUUGGCGGCGUGCCGUACGCGUCACUGCUGGCCACCAUCCUGUGCUUCUCAGGUGUGGCGCUCUUUUGCGGCUGCGGGCAUGUUGCCCUGAUGGGCACGCUCUCCAUCCUGGAGAACCACUUCUCUAAGGUCGCCACGGAUCACGCCAUGCUUACUGACAUAAUCCAGCUUAUGCAGUACGUUAUAUACGGUAUCGCCUCUUUCUUCUUCCUGUACGGGAUAAUUCUGCUCGCAGAGGGAUUUUACACCACCAGUGCUGUGAAGGAGCUCCACAGUGAAUUCAAGACCACUAUUUGUGGACGCUGCAUCAGCGGAAUGUUUGUGUUCCUCACUUACAUCCUGGGCAUUGCAUGGCUGGGGGUGUUCGGCUUCUCUGCGGUUCCUGUGUUCCUCUUCUACAACAUGUGGUCAACUUGCGUUGCCAUGCGCUCACCGGUGGCCAACCUCACGUCCAUCGAGACAAUCUGUGUGGAUGUGCGUCAAUACGGGAUUAUUCCAUGGAAUGCAACACCAGGCAAAGCUUGUGGCUCAAAUCUAGGAGAGAUUUGCAACUCCAGUGAGUUCUAUCUGUCGUAUCAUCUGUAUAUUGUCGCCUGUGCUGGAGCCGGAGCUACAGUCAUCGCUCUGAUCCAUUACCUCAUGAUCCUCUCAGCAAACUGGGCGUAUCUGAAGGACGCCAGUCACCUGCACGCCUACCAGGACAUUAAAAUGAAGGAAGAGCGAGAACUGCAGGACAUCCAGUCACACUCCAAAGAAUGCCUCAAUUCGUACUAGUAAGGAUGUCCUUCAAAGGGGUCAGGAGGUCAAAGCAGGGGCCCAACGACACACUAACCAGCUCUAACACACUAUCUACUGCUUUCUUUGUCAACUAACAUGCUAUUUGUGGGGACUCUGUUUGUAUUUUAUGUUCUAUACGUUUUAUUACAAUUUUUGUUGUCCCGUUGUCUCCCUUUCGUAACCAGUGGUGGCUGGUAAAAGCUUUGCACUAUUCAAAAUAAAUCGGCAAAAAUACUGGUUUCGUUAUCAGUAUUUUUGUGUUUUCAGAUGAAAAUAUCUAAACAUAUUUAACCUUCUGAGAGCCAGCAUAGCAGAAUUGCAAUGUUGGUUUGCAGCAAUUAAACAGUACCUAUUUUUUUUAUUUUAUUAAAAUGCAUAAAUAAAAUUCCAAGUAACAGUAGAUGAAAAAAGAACAGUUUUUGGUGGGAAAAAAAUAUGUCAUAGCUGGAUAAAGUCACCUAAAACAAAUGUGCUGAGGAAAAAAAGACAAUAUAUUAUUAAUCUCUAUGCUUGGGUCUCUGAGGGUUUAACAGGAUACAUUUAAUUGAUAAGCAAAAGAUAAUAUAUCUUUAAUUGUUUUUUUUUUUUUUUUAGUUAAAUCUUGUGCUUAAAACAAGAGGGAAAAAAAACUCCAUUCAAAAUGUAUUAUAUGGAACCAUGUCUUAUCUUGCACAGUUUUGCUUCUCAAGUAAAUGUAUCUUGUUUUAGGGAUGUUUUGAUAUAUUUACUAAAGGUGAAAAUACUGAAGAAACAAAUAUUAUUAUUUUUGCAGUGAAUAGAGUGUUUAUUAAAGAAACUGCCCUCAAAUGAGUAUGAAAAAUGCAAAUCUGAUUCUCUUCAUACCAAAAUGUUAUUUUCCUUAAUUGAUCAUAAAUGGAAAAUAAUGCAGUUUAUUGCACACAUUUAUUUUUCAUGUUGAGUGCUAGCGAUCUCUGAAAACAAAACCCACUAUUUUUGCAUCCCCUUCAUUUGUCCCUUUUUGCCAAAUUAUUUCAAAGAAAAAUGAUUGCAAAUUAUUCUGCGGUUAUUAUAAUGUGAAUAUUGUAUGAUCUGAAUUUGAUUAGAUUGUACAGCUGGUUUCUAUUGUUGGAAAGCAUGCUUUUUGAGCUAUAGGAGUGUUCCUAUACAGAGACCCAAAAUGACCACUAUGUGUUUUCAUAAAGCCAAUAACUGAAUCCUAUUUAACUGCAAAACUGAUCGUUUUAUGCUUGAUCAACAAACGUACAAUUUACAUUGGGCUGCUGAAGUCUGAGGCCACACUGAAAAUCAGUUAUUUAUUUAUUUCCAUUUAAACCUGCAAAAAGUUUUGGGAUUUUGAAAAAAAAAAAAAAUGAAAAUGCUAUAAAAUAAAGAACAAAUAUUUCAGACUCUGGACUGUUUGUAGGCCCAAACAUCAAGAAAAUGUGAAAUGCGUGUUAUUCAAAAAAAAAAUAAAUAAUUAUAUUAAAUUUUUCACUCAACUGUUGUUCAUAUUUGUUGAAGUGUUUUGUAUUGAAUGAGAAAAGAAUGCAGAAUAAAAGCAUUUUCACUAGCGCUCUCGGACAUUGGCGGAAUCACUCACUACCGUACUAGUCCAUUUCUGUCAUAUCUUUGUACGGCAAAAAUAUUAAGAGUAGUAUGUGAUUCCGAACGUAUGGAAAUGUCACAAUGCAAAAUUAUAUAUAAUGUUUGUUUGUUUUUUUUUCAGUGUAAUAUGACAUUAUGCAGGAGAUGAGAAGCAUGUUUUGAACUCUACAGUAAUAUGUAAUGCAUACUGUUUUUUUUCUCUUCCACUUUUUCUUUGUAUUAUUCAUCUUUCCCAGCAGGUUCAAAUUGCACCAGUGUGAAUGUGAACAAACUAAAUGAUUUUUGUUUUGAUGAUGGAUCACAACAAAUGUAACACAAUGUGCAAUUGAACAUGCUGACAAAAAAAAAAAAAAAUGCUGUUUCAUAAUAGGUUGAAAAUAUUAUUAUUAUAAUGUUUUGUCACACUUUAUAUUAGGUGGCCUUAACUACUAUGUAAUAACAUUAAAUACAUACAAGACUAUGUAUUUGCUGUGUAACUACAUGUUCUGCAAAAUGCCCACAUUUGCUGCUACUGAGGUUGAGGUUUGGUAGGUUUAGGAGUACGGUUAGGGGUAAAGUUAACAGUGUAACUACAAAUAUAAUUACAAUGCAAUAACAUGUAUGUAUGUAAUAAGUACAUUGUAUCAAAUGGUUAAGUACAGAGUAGUUAAGGUCACCUAAUAUAAAGUGGGUCCUAAUGUUUGGCCACGUUCAUGAAGGAUAAAACUGUGGUAAUACAGCUGUGCUCAUUUGGACUGACCAAUAUUGUAGACAGCAUUUGCCCCCCCUUAAAUAUUUUGUAGUUCCUGUUUUUAUAUUUUGAUUAGAAUUUGUUUAGUUUGAGUUGUGUAUUCAUUGCUAUUGUAUUAAUUCACAUAUAUGAAUGAUAUUUGAUACCACCUUUGUAACAUAGUAUACUGCUAUUUUCCCUUCAUUUUAGGGGAUUUAUUUUAAGAUUAACAAAAAAAGAAAAAAAAAAGCUUUUUUUUUUCCUCAAGAUGAAAAGUGAUGAAAUUCAUAACUAUUUCUCCCUUUUCUCCCAAUUUGGAAUGCCCAAUUCCCAGUGUGCUUUUAAGUCCUCGUGGUGGCGUAGUGACUCGCCUCAAUCCGGGUGGCGGAGGACGAAUCUCAGUUGCCUCCACAUCUGAGACCGUCAAUCUGCGCAUCUUAUCACGUGACUUGAGCGUGUUAUCGCGGAGACCUAGCGCGUGUGGAGGCUUCACGCCAUUCUCCGCGGCAUCCACGCACAACUCACCACGCACCCCACCGAGAGCGACAACCACAUUAUAGCGACCACGAGGAGGUUACCCCAUGUGACUCUACCCUCCCUAGCAACCAGGCCAAUUUGGUUGCUUAGGAGACCUGGUUGGAGUCACUCAGCACGCCCUGGAUUCAAACUAGUGAACCCCAGGGGCGGUAGCCAGCGUCUUUACCACUGAACUACCCAGGCCCCUGAAAUUCACAACUUCUUUAUGAGACAAUGAAUUUCACAAAUGGACCAAAAUGUUUUUAUGCAUGUAUAAUCUGGUUACUGCAUGUUUUAGGCUUUAAAAGCUGAUGAUAUUCACCAGUAACCACUUUAUAAUUGGAACUGACCCAGUUAUUGAUGUUUAAACCCAAAAUGAUGAUCAGCUACACUGUACAUGUAUUCAGUUCUUCAAACAACUUAUUGCAUUUUGUAAAAAAAUAAAAUAGAAUACAAAAAUA
Myxocyprinus asiaticus (Chinese sucker) is the source of this 4296-nucleotide messenger RNA. Its product is annotated as neuronal membrane glycoprotein M6-b-like. Gene Ontology annotation, molecular function: structural constituent of myelin sheath. The transcript has 7 exons. Gene Ontology annotation, cellular component: myelin sheath; plasma membrane. The coding region runs from base 193 to 1041 and encodes 282 amino acids. Lineage: Eukaryota; Metazoa; Chordata; Actinopteri; Cypriniformes; Catostomidae. Gene Ontology annotation, biological process: central nervous system myelination; axon development. The record is from RefSeq and is a predicted model, not a curated record.